AUGUACAAUCCCUACCAGGGUUUUAACCAGUACAAUGGCUACCAGCAGCCUCAACAACAAUCUGGCUAUGGAUACCAGCAGCCUGGAUUUCAGCCACAGCAGACAGGCUUCCAGCCCCAACAGACAGGAUUCCAACCCCAGCAGACAGGAUUCCAACCCCAACCCCAGCAGACAGGAUUUCAACCGCAACAAGCCGGAUUCCAGUCUCAACAAGCCGGAUUUCAAUCAACCGGAAUUCAGGCUGAGAACCGUGAUCUGAAAAUCCCUAGCAUCAGACUCACUUUUAUCUCUGCCCAGGAUCAAGAAAAUUUUGAACACUUGUUCCGAGCCAGUGUUCCCAAAGGAGAGAAUUCCAUUGACGGAAAUGCGGCUAGAGAUAUUCUUCUAAAGUCCAACCUUUCUCCGCUUCAACUGGCAGAAAUCUGGCAGUUGGCUGAUACAACGAAAUCUGGUAAGUUGCUGUUUCCAGAGUUUGCCCUGGCCUUACACCUUUGCAAUGGCGCUAUCAAGGGUGAGCCCAUUCCCUAUGAUCUCCCACUUAAGAUCAGGAAUGAAGUAAGUUCAUUCGUUGAUGUGAUCAGUUUCAACGUGGACGAUAGUAAGGACUCGAUUCCACAAAAUACUCCUUUUACUGAGGCGAUCAAGGCUCAGCAGACAGGAUUUGGAAACGGGUUUCAACAGCCACAACAAACUGGAUAUGGGUUUAACCAAAAUGGCGGUGGAGUUGUUCCUCAGCAAACCGGGUACCAACCACAGACCUCUUUCCAGAAUGGCAUUGGAUCUCAACAGACCGGAUACCAGCCACAGCAGACCGGGUAUCAACCCCUGGGACAGCAAAAGACUGGAGGUCUUCCCAUACAGGCUACUGGUUUCAACCAGGGCGCUGGUUUUGGCUCACAAGUCUCUGGUUUAGUUUCUCAACAGAAUGGCUUCAAUGCACCAGCUGCUGGAAACCAAACUGGUCUGGCACCACAACAGACCGGGUACCAGCCUUUGGCGCAACAGAAGACCGGAACAUUUCAGCCUUUGACGCAACAGAAAACCGGAACAUUCCAGCCUUUACUUCCACAACAGACUGCCGGUUUGGUUCCACUGGGAGCCCAAAGAACAGGUGGAUUGGUUCCUCAGCAGACCGGAUUGCUACCCCAACAAACUGGUUACCAGCCUUUACAGCCACAAGCAACUGGAUUGAUGCCUCAACCCACUGGGUUGACCGCGAUGCCUACCGGAAGACCUGGCCAGUGGGGAUUCGUCUCAAUGCCAACUGGCGGAUUGCCCGGCUUGGAAAUGAUGCAAUCGCAUUUCCUUCCAGGCUCGUCUUCUCAGACCUCGCAGCUUAACUCAGCGAUGAAUGGUGGUUUCCAGACCCAGGAUGUCCCAUGGGCCAUCACCAAGAAUGAAAAAAUGAUCUAUGAUAACAUCUUCAAGCAAUGGGAUAAAGAACGCAAAGGGUUCAUUGAUGGUCCCUCUGCCAUUUCCAUAUUUGGCAAAUCUGGUCUCGCGAGACCAGACCUCGAAAAGAUCUGGACUCUAGCUGAUCUCAGUAACCGUGGAAAGCUGAAUAAAGACGAAUUUUCAGUGGCAAUGCAUUUGGUGUACAGGAGGUUGAACGGGUUGGAUAUUCCAAAUUUCCUGCCUCCAGAAUUGAUUCCCCCUUCGUCUAAGAUGCUGAAGGAAACGAUGAACAACAUCAAGGGUAAGCUGUUCAACGAUUCUAUCUCGAAUAAACCCAGACAGUCAGCUUCUGGUCGUACAGAUGGAACAAGGUUUAAGAAUGAUGAUGAAGAUAUCGGUUACGUGAGCAGUUCUAGAUACGGGCGUGGUAAAAAAGAGACGAAAUCUGAUUCUUCAAAUGCAAAACUUUCGGUUGAGGAACUCAAGAAGCUCGUUCAUGAAAGGCAGAUUAUUUUGGAUGCUAUAGACGCCAAAGACCAGGAUUCUACUGCGGCUUUCACAGAGCAGAAGAGCCUAAAUGAAAUUGAGCUUUUGAAGACGAAGAUCAAAACAGCACAAUCAUCAAUCAACUCAGCUGGAGAGGCCACAAAUUUGGAACAGCGCCAGGCGCUUGGAAAGAAACUGGAUGAGAUUUUGGACAAGGUUCCCCAGCUUGUUUCGUUGAUUGAAAAGGUGGAUUCGGAGAUCAAAGAUGCGAAAAUACAGCUCUACAGAGUGCAAAUAUCCAAGGAAAAUCCAUCGGGUAUCGAAAUUACCGGAACUGGGCCAAAUGGAACUGUCACUGAUGGUGAUCGAAGACUGGCCAAAUCUCGGGCUACACUUCAGGCAAGAAUGGCUGCCUUGACGGGUAAACCGGCACCCAAUCUGGCUGCAUGGGAAGACAACGAGACGAAACUGACCCAGGAGAUUGAAAAGCUUACACUGGAAACAGUUAGAGAGCAGAAGGAAGUGAAGGAAAUCGGCGCUUCCAUUGGAGAACUUGCUAAGGGAGCAUCAUCCAGCCUUAGACUUACCAACUCAUCUUCUGUAGGGUUUGAGAAGUGGGAAAAAGGCGAUGGUGUCACCUCUAGUGAAGUGAAGGAGUUCAUUCGUUUACUGAAUGAUUCCAAACCUGCCCCUCAGCCUAAGAAGGAGUCGGCGGUGAUCCCACAACCAGCUGUUGCCGCUUCUUUUUCUCCUUCGGUUCCCGACUCAACGUCUCGUCAAUCGCAAUCGCCGGCUGUAUCUUCCACUUCAUCCACACCAUCGCUCGCGUACAGUGCAUUCAAAUCAGCUGAGGACCGUGCCAAACACAUCAAAGAACAGGCUGAGAAGAGGAUGAACGAAAGGCUCGCAAAAUUGGGUAUUUCAAGAAGGGGCGCUCAAAAGGCUGAAGCAGCACCAGAUUCACCGCCGCCUCCUGCUGUUGUUGCCCGGUCCGAUGUAACAUCGCCAAGGGCACCUCCUGUUCCACCAGUUUCUCGUCAUUCUACAGCAACUCAUAAACAACCAGUAAAGGAGGUGGAAAAAGAAAAAGAAGAGGAAUCUUCAGGUGAUGAUGAUGACGACGAGGAAGAAAGAGAGUUACAAAGGUUGGUGGAGGAGAAGAAAGCUUUGGAAAACAAAGAGAAAGAGAGGAAGCUAAAGAAGAAACAAGAGAGAGAAGCCAGAUUGGCGAAGCUGAAGCAGGAGAUGGAAGAUUUGAAGAAAAAAGAAGAAGCUGAUGACUCCAGUGACGACGAGUUUGAAGAUGCCAAACAGUCUCAAACGCCCGUUGCUGCCACUCCAACCAUUUUAGAGCCCAAGAAAGAGGUUAUACAGGAUCACAAUCCGUUUGCAAAAUUGGCCGCUCAACAGCAGACCGGAAAGUCGAACAAUCCGUUCUUCAAACCACAAGUACCUACCGAGGAGAAGUUCGAUGCUAAAGCAGCCGAAGCACAGAGAAAUGCCCAGCGUGGUGUAACUGCGAACGGUGAUGAUGAUGAUUGGAGCAAUUCAGAUGUUGCUUCCGAUGACGAUGAUGACCUUGGAGUUUCGCGUGGCUCUGGUCCAGCUCAUUUAGCCAACUUGUUGUUCAAGGGGAUGGGUGCUGGCUCGAAUUCUGAGAGUUCGACGCCUCCACCAGUUCCAGUGACGGCUGCUGCGCCCGUUGCGCCAGUCGCUCCUGCUGUGCCUGCUGCACCACCAGUGCCUACCCAGGAGCCCGAAGUUGUGAAGGAAGCAGAAGUUUCGUCCGAAGAGCCCGAAGAACACAACGAGAGCGUUUCUAUUCCACCAAUUCCGACCGCUCCAGCCCUGCCAACAAACUCGGCUCCACCGCCACCUCCAAUUCCAAACAUGGGUGCACCUCCACCACCACCUCUUCCAAGCGUUGGAGCCCCACCACCUCCACCACCCCCAUCGAUGCCCUCGAAUGGCUCAGCACCAGGGGGCGGAGCCCCCGAUAUCGGAGCUCUGUUAGGACAGAUCAACAUGGGAAAGUCGCUGCGCAAGGUCAAUGAUGAAGAAAAGCAUAUUGUUGAGAGCGGGGUCACUGGAAAAGUUCUCUAA
Messenger RNA from Kuraishia capsulata CBS 1993, 3984 nucleotides. RefSeq lists its product as uncharacterized. NCBI's taxonomy places the organism in Eukaryota, Fungi, Ascomycota, Pichiomycetes, Pichiales, Pichiaceae. The coding region runs from base 1 to 3984 and encodes 1327 amino acids. The transcript has a single exon. The record is from RefSeq and is a predicted model, not a curated record. Gene Ontology annotation, molecular function: actin binding; calcium ion binding. Gene Ontology annotation, cellular component: actin cortical patch; nucleus; cytoplasm. Gene Ontology annotation, biological process: endosomal transport; endocytosis; actin cortical patch assembly.